UUUGGUGUUGCUAGGUCGCUACAUAGCUGCAGUCAGUGAUUAUAUUUAAACAGGUAGCAUUUUGAAUUGAGUGAGUCAUCUCGAAGCUAAUGCUAGCUGCUAAAUUAACAACACGUUUGGACUUCGCGGGACUCCGCCCACCUCGGAGUGUGAUUGGUCUAUGCGGACGCCCAUCUUACUAAACUCCGCUGUGAUUGGUUAAAAGUUGACACUGCCUCUUUAAAUGUGCAAAACAUGUUUCCAAAUGUCAAAUUUGAAUGUAGUUAACAUCUGGGCGAACUCGAGCAGUGCUUCGGCCUAAAAAGCCUUUAAUUGGCUCAAAGUGCGGACUGCUGGCUAAUCCAGGUUCACAGGAGGAGAGGCUGAGUGGCUUUUAGCAACACAACAGAACAGGGACAGCCCACACUGUGAUCCAGUUACUGGACAGCAGUGUCGGACUCGGACAGCGAGAGCGGGACCAUGUCCAGGCACAGCCUGCGCUUGGAUGAAGGCCUGCUGGACCGCAGUCUGCCUCUGGGCAGCGCAUCCUUCAGCGUGGUGGGAAGCGGCUGGAGAAACACCAGGGCGCUGAAGUCUCGUCGUUCUCAGCAGCUGUCAGUCUCCUGCUCCGAGUCCGUCCUGGUCCGCACGCCGCGUAAACUCCCCGGACACUCGCUCCACAGCAUGGCGUCCGACGCUUCGCUGCUCUCGUCGCUGCUGGACGAGUCCUCCAUCCAAGAGACCACUGUGGUGGACACCUUCUGGGGUUUGGACCAGGACCUGGACCCGAGAGAGAGCGCCGCCAUGGCGGAGCACGGCGGCAUCCUGGCCAACAGCACUCUGAUCGCUGCUGACUGCCGCCAUCCAGAACAUCCGGUCCGGACGCUGACUCGCGUGCCCUACAGAGACGAGGAGUCCUCAAAGCCCGCCUCCACCAUCUACACCCGGAACCGAAGUCGUCGGGUCAGAACAGCAGGCCUUCUGGGUUCCGUGUGGCACGCUGGCGUGGGCGCCAUCAGGCGGUGCCUCGCCGGCGUCUUUGUAGCGCUGCUGGUGUCGUACCACAAACGCCACCAGGUGUCAGAUGUUCUGCAGCUGUGGUCGGCCUCCUUCCUGUUUUAUUGCCGCUCGGCGCUGAUCAGCGCCCGGCGCCUGGGCCAGGUCGCGCGGUCAAAGACGACAGGGGUCAACGGUCACGGACGGCCGGACUCUCGCCACUGCGGCGUCAUGAGCGCCAAGCAUCAGGAUCUCCACGCCAACGGACCUCUGUGUGAGUUACCGGACGCCAACACGCACACGGGUGAGGCCUGUCAGGAGAAGCAUCAGGUCAGCUCGUCCUCGUCGACCAUGUGGACGCUCGCCGCGUUCGCAGUGUGGUGUGUGCGUCAGCUGACCUCGCUGGUCUGGACCCUGACCAGGACCGCCUUGUCGUCUUUAGACCGCCUCCGACGCCAUGCAGGUGGGACGCUGGGCGGUGCGUUCAGGCGCAUCAGGAGAAGAUGGAGCGACUGUCCUCUGCUGACUUGGUUUGUCCUCUCGGUCCUCGUCCUCGUCUUCAGCUUGUGUUGCUUCAGUCCUGCGGGUUUUGCAGUCCCGAGUGUCCGCGAGUGGAAGACUUCGGUCUCUGAUGUUCCGGUCCUGUCCUCAGUCCACGGCCUCGUAUCAAGGUGGAGCCGAGCAGCGGGUGGCGCUGUGGAGGAAGUGACGGCGUCGGAGUCGGCGCGCCUCGCUCGUCUGGAGCGCGGCAUGGCGUCCUUGUGGGAGCGCGUGGAGUCCGGCGGGCGGCGAGCGAGGCGCAGGCACGGCGAGCUGCUGGCCAUGUACUCUGAUCUCAAGCUGCUUGGCUCCGCCCACAACAGCAAACUGCGCCUGAGCCGCCUGGUGGACCAGCAGCUGUCUCGGCUGAAGAGGAGACUGGACCAGGACCGACUGCAGAGAGGACAGGACUUGGACCAGCAGCAGCGCCAGGCAUCACGUCUGGAUCAUCUGGAGGCCAAGAUGGAGGACGUCCAGUGGAGGCAGGAAGCCACAUCCCCUCCACUUCCUGCUGCGGCCAGCGUGGCGGCGACACACCCUCCGUCCCACGAUGCAUUGCUGGCAGAGGUGGGCCGUCUGGAGGCGGCGCUGGAGGACGUCCGGAGGGACGUGGAGGUUCUGUCAGGAUGCCAAGAUGGCUGCCGCAGACUGGAUCAGAUUUCGGCGCACGUAUCCGCUCAAGUCCGGGAGGAGGUCCGGGUUCUGCUUUACGGGAAUGAUCUGCGAGUUGACUCCGCCCCGUCCGAGCGCUUUGUCAGCGGAGCAGAGCUGCAGGCGUCCUUGGUCUCGCUGGAGCGCAGCAUCCUCCAGAACAUCAGCCGCCAACUGGAUCAGCGCCGCAGCGAGGCGUCCGUGACCGGAGUGGUGAGGACGGAGGAAGGAGGCGCAACUUUGGUUUGUUCUUCACGCUUCAGUUGUGCUGUGCAGGAGGUGAAGGUGAUGGUGGAGAACGCCCUGCGCCUCUUCGCUCACGACCGCACCGGCCUGGCCGACUACGCCCUGGAGUCCGCAGGGGGCAGCAUCCUCAGCACCCGCUGCUCUGAGACCUACAAGACCCAGGCGGCUCUGCUCAGCCUGUUUGGUCUUCCUCUGUGGUAUUUCUCCCAGUCCCCUCGCGUGGUCAUCCAGCCCGACGUCCAUCCUGGGAACUGCUGGGCCUUCAAAGGCUCCACGGGCUUCCUGGUGAUCAGGUUGUCCAUGAGGAUCCUGCCCACCGCCUUCUCCCUGGACCACAUCCCAAAGACUCUGGCGCCACACCGCUCUGUGAGCAGCGCACCACGAGACUUCAGGGUCUACGGCCUGCAGGACGAGCGUGAAGAAGGAGGCAGCCUGCUGGGCUCCUACACCUACCAGGAGGAUGGAGACGCUCUGCAGACGUACUCCGUCACGGCGAGUGAUCACUUCCUGUACGCCACUUCCUGCCCUCCUCGCGCUGACGUACAGUCUGUCCUUCACAGGAAGACAACCACAGAAGCUUCCAGAUCAUCGAGGUCCAGGUCUUGUCCAACUGGGGCCACGCGGACUACACGUGCAUGUACCGCUUCAGAGUGCACGGAUCUCCCAGUGACGCCUGAACGCAUCUCUCAUUGAAGCACUCGGACUGAACUUUGUUUUAAAAGUGUUGAAGCUUCUUCUUUAGCCUUCAUUUCAACGUCUCAUCCAAAUCUCCAACAUUGAGUGCAGAAACUUUAUCUUUUAAACUUUUAUUUUGAAACUACCGAGUGACCUUAAAUGCAAAGUUUGAAUGUGGCCAUAACUUUGCUGAAUGUAAUGUCGUAUUUAUUUUAAUGUCUUUCUAUCUGAUGUGGAAAUAAAAAUGAUCUUCCGAAAAUA
Molecule: messenger RNA, 3348 nt
Organism: Entelurus aequoreus (snake pipefish)
Lineage: Eukaryota; Metazoa; Chordata; Actinopteri; Syngnathiformes; Syngnathidae
Product: SUN domain-containing protein 2-like
Exons: 22
Coding region: 460-3105 (881 amino acids)
Biological process (GO): nuclear envelope organization
Cellular component (GO): nuclear envelope; meiotic nuclear membrane microtubule tethering complex
Molecular function (GO): protein-membrane adaptor activity
Source: RefSeq, a predicted model, not a curated record